AUGGAGAAGUUGCGACUUCCAAGCGCUACGUCGAUCGUCAUCCCGGGCAGCAACGUCAACGGAGUCGCCGAGUCGAAGAGCGCAUGCCAAGCUCUCGUGCACGCGUUGACAUCUCAACUGGCUCGCUCAUCGCGCACCACUCUACGGAUCGCUGCGGAUCCCAUUGGCGAUCUCGUCGUUCAAGUCCAUGCUCCUGGGAAACCCAUUCCGGUCUAUAGCCCCCAAAGUGUUGACACCCAGGCCGUAGAUGGGGUCGUCAUUGGCAUCGACGCGACCACUCUCGACAACAUGCUUUACCCACUAUCCACACGCAUCUCUGGAAACAUCACUACGGUCGUCCUCAAGGCGUUAAAAGGUCCAUGGAGUGAAGAGAUGACCCUGGCAUUCCAGACCUUCGACGCGGUUACCGAAUUGCAUGUGUGGGGCAGAGCGCGGGACGUCUUGACGGCGCUCGCUCCGCGCGGCUCUGAUGGUGACCUGAAGGUUCCCUUCCCUCGCUUGAAGUCCUUGGCAAUCAGCGCCGGGGACCAGCCGGACCUCUGCGACGGGGAACGGUGGUACGGAGUGAGGGUGGAUGAAACAGCUGCUUGCCAUCAUGAUGCGGCCGGCGCUGGAUGGCUGGCGGGCCUGGUUCCUAUUAUCGAGGCGCGUGCGGCGGGAGGCGCUCCUGUCCAUCGUCUGGUGAUGAUGGGCCCAGUUGACUGCAAAGGGAGAGUCAACACGACACGAAACGAAACGUGCGCUCUAGUAGGAGCUGACGUCUUGGAAGCCCUACAGAGCUCUGUCCACAAGUUUCUCGAUGAGCGUACACAGUGA
Messenger RNA from Peniophora sp. CBMAI 1063, 816 nucleotides. The record is from the annotation of a GenBank genome assembly. Lineage: Eukaryota; Fungi; Basidiomycota; Agaricomycetes; Russulales; Peniophoraceae.